Esox lucius (northern pike) is the source of this 4463-nucleotide messenger RNA. It is a transcript of the gene asb11, whose product is annotated as ankyrin repeat and SOCS box containing 11. Gene Ontology annotation, biological process: protein ubiquitination; positive regulation of protein catabolic process; intracellular signal transduction. Gene Ontology annotation, molecular function: protein binding. The record is from RefSeq and is a predicted model, not a curated record. Lineage: Eukaryota; Metazoa; Chordata; Actinopteri; Esociformes; Esocidae. The coding region runs from base 2924 to 3820 and encodes 298 amino acids. The transcript is spliced from 6 exons.
UAAGAUCUUCUGGUAGUUUAUUCCAGUUUUGUACAGCAUAAGUGCUAAACGCAGCUUAUCCAUGUUUAGUUUGGACGAGACAUUUUUAAACCCCUAAAGAAUUAAAACAUUUAAUAAAACGAACCAAGGCGGUUUAUGAAAUUCUAUACUUUGUAGUUGGUCUCAGUUUCUGGGGAUUGUACUGAUUCCUUUCUGUUUCCCUGAGUAUCCCUUUGUCGACCAUCACUAUGGAUACAAAAAAAUUAUACUAAAAUGUUUUGUGAAGGGUGAAAAUAUAUGGCCACAAUGAACUAAGGCGAAGGAAUUAAUACCAAUAAAUUGACCAAACCUAAAACUAAUGCCCCAGACUUGUAUAACCUAAAACUAAUGCCUCAGAAUUGUAUAACCUAAAACUAAUGCCUCAGACUUGUACAACCUAAAACUAAUGCCUCAGACUUGUAUAGCCUAAAACUAAUGCCUCAGACUUGUAUAACCUAAAACUAAUGCCUCAUACUUGUAUAGCCUAAAACUAAUGCCUCAUACUUGUAUAGCCUAAAACUAAUGCCUCAGACUUGUAUAACCUAAAACUAAUGCCUCUGACUUGUACAACCUAAAACUAAUGCCUCAGACUUGUACAACCUAAAACUAAUGCCUCAGACUUGUAUAACCUAAAACUAAUGCCUCAGACUUGUAUAGCCUAAAACUAAUGCCUCAGACUUGUACAACCUAAAACUAAUGCCUCAUACUUGUAUAGCCUAAAACUAAUGCCUCAGACUUGUAUAACCUAAAACUAAUGCCUCAGAAUUGUAUAACCUAAAACUAAUGCCUCAGACUUGUAUAGCCUGAAAUAACUGGUUGAAAACCACUGAAUCACUCUGCCUGAAUUGAUGAAAGAGCUCAUCACAUGAUCACCUAUCUGAAAUACCAGCAGAAAGUCCUAUGAAAAAUGAUCCUAUUGAAACAGAGCAGUACACCCCCCUCCCCAAAUGAGCUGCUGUCAUCCCCAUUUCCCUUUUUCUCCACUCUUGGCACUUAAUUUGCAUGUUACGCAUGUCCCCACCAUUUGCAGAAAUGUGCCGAAGCUGAGGGAGUGAAAAUAUAUCUACGGUUUGCUGGCUUAACAAUGAAUACUAUUGUCUAAUUACAUCACAACUGACUUGGCUAUAUCGGAUUUCAAGACAUGACAUAACCUGUUACAAAGAUGAAAUAUGUCUUAACACUUACCUGUUGCUGUUGUUUUUCUGACAAUGGCAGGAGGGUUUUCUCUAACUAUAACUCUAACUACGUUUCUCUAACUAUAACUUGGUCAAACUCCACAUGAAUUACAUCAUUUGGUGUGUCCCAAUGUUUGAUCAGUUUAUUAGUCCACCCAUCAUUUUUCAGAAAUGACAUAGGUUCUUCAGCACAGUGGAGGGAGCUCUGAGUUGGUUACUGGUCCAGGCCCUGGCCUGGUUUGGUAGUUAUAGCAAUCUCUAUGCUCUUAAGAAGUGAGCUUGGUGUUGCAUUGCAUCUGGAAAACUUGACUAGGAUGUAAAUAAGGGAAAUGUGUUUUUCCUUUUCAUGUUGGGUGAACGUUUAUUAUAAUUCAAUAUUUGUGUCACUCAGGGCCUCAAAUGUAUUAUAGGCACAUAAACAACAAAACAUUUGUUUUCACUGUAAGCACCUGGUCAGCUGUAACAACCAGCUGUAAAAGGGGAGGAAAUGAUUUUCAUGAUUGACAACAGGGCCCCAUUCACACCUUUUUAGGGACCUGGGAAUGGGUGCUGCUAUCUUUAUUGUUAUCUUAAAAAUAUGUUUUCUGCGUACAGAAGAGGUUUGUGAUAUUCAUGAACCCCCGUUGUUUCAGAGAGUAGUGGAGUACUUUAUACACGGGAGGUCCCUGAGGUGCUGGAGACGCCUAUAGAUAGACAUGAAUUAAAUGAACCUUUGACAGAAACAUUUAGAAACCAACCUAUGGGGGGUUUCACAAAAAGGGAUUCAAUUGAAACAUUUUCCUGCCUAUCUCCACAACCUAUUUCACAUUUUAAGUAAAAUAAAAAUGCAUAAUAACUUUACAUUGAGGUGACAUAAUAUUGAUUUGAAUAAGCUUGUCAGCUACAAUAAUUCAUUUGGUUGUUUUUAUAGGAUACAAUUUAUCAUGAAAUGCACAAAAAAUUAUAAAAAGUUAGAAAAUCUACCUCUAAGCACACUGGGAAGUUGUUUAAUUUUACAUCAGGACAAUUAACAUAUUAUUAUAAUGCUAAAGACACUUCUGAAUGAAACAUUUUUAGGGUGAGUUUUAUUCAUGACUGUCUCAGUCUUCAAGUCUGCUAGGCAAGAAACUCAAUGUAAUUGAUAUCAGAGGUGCUUAUUUAAUUAAGUUAUUCUAUAUAUGUAAAGACACAAAAUAAAUCUUCUAAAAUCUUCUAAAUGGAUAAUAAUAAUUCAUUAAUUAUUCAUAAAUGUUUUGACAUUUUAGUCAAUUAGCAGACAAUCUUACAUUACAUCAGUCUUAAGAUAGCUGGUGGUAAAACCAAACCACCCUGGUUAUGGAAGAACACUGUACUUUCCCCUACACUUAUAUUUAAAUAACUUUAUGCGCAGUGGGAACAGGCCAUCCCAUAUAACAUCUGCUGAAUUACUCCCUGCUUUUAUACUGCUCUAAUUGGAUUGAUCUGAAAACAGAAUGUUUGUCUUCUUCACUAAAGGUCAUUGAUCAGAAAAUAAAAACAACUGUUUGUGUAUGUGUGGGUCCACCAGUACAUUGUCAGGCCUUUACUUACCUCUAUUGUGAUACAACAGUUACCUUCAUUUUCCAAGGACAGGGGGGUUGUGGGUGUGAUACUCCCUAAUUUUGAGGGGAGGAGGUAGCUUGAAGACUGAUAAGAGAGUCUGGGAAAUUCAGCAGCAGCCAGACAGGUCUCUGGAUCCCACUCGGCAUUGUUGACUCAGUCUCUGUUUGACCAUGGCUGGUGCUGAGAUCGCCCUGUGCAGUCGGCCUUGGCAGGGCUCCUUCAACAUCUAUGGAGGACUGGCAUGCAACUCACUCAUGGCUGACUCAUGGGCAGACAGGACUCCUCUUCAUGACGCUGCCUACCAAGGCAGACUCCUGAUGCUGAGGACUCUAGUUACACAGGGGUUUCCUGUGGAUAUGAUGACUAUGGACAGGGUUUCUCCCCUCCAUGAAGCCUGCCUCGGAGGACAUUACGCCUGUGCCAAAUUGCUGCUUGAGAACGGGGCCAAUGUGGGGAUUGUAUCAACAGAUGGAGCCACGCCCCUCUUCAACGCAUGCAGCAUAGGGAGUAUUGCCUGUGUCCAACUGCUCCUACAGCACUGCCCCACUGUACAUCAUCCCUUGGCAUCGCCCACACAUCAUCCCCAGGCAUCGCCCAUUCACCAGACUGCUAAGAAAGGACACAGGGAGUGCCUGGAGCUGUUGCUGUCCCAUGGGGCCAACAUAGACCUGGAGUUGCCUGGGGUGGGAACGCCUCUCUAUGCUGCAUGUCGGGCUCAGGCAACGAGCUGUGUGGAGAGGCUGUUGCAAUCAGGUGCUGAUGUCCAGAGAGGGUGUGGCCAGGACACACCCUUACAUGCAGCAGUGCAAGUGGGAGGAGUCCAGAUGGUGGAGCUGCUGAUGGACUAUGGGGCUGAUGGGAGCUGUAGGAACUCAGAGGGGAAGACUCCUCUGGAGCUGGCAGCUGUGGAAAGUGCAGUCAGAUUAACAAUGCAGAGAAGAGGUCCCUGCACUCUCUCUCAGCUGUGUCGGUUCUGCAUUCGGAAGAGUUUGGGACGAGUUCGUCUGAAUAGAACCUCAGUCCUCCAACUUCCUCUCAGACUACAGGCGUUUCUGCUUUACCAGUAACACUGGAACACCAACUCUUCACGUUUUACCAGUAAUCCUGGAACACCAACUCUUCACGUUUUACCAGUAACACUGGAAUACCAACUCUUCACGUCUUACCAGUAACACUGGAACACCAACUCUUCACGUUUUACCAGUAACACUGGAAUACCAACUCUUCACGUUUUACCAGUAACACUGGAAUACCAACUCUUCACGUUUUACCAGUAACACUGGAAUACCAACUCUUCACGUUUUACCAGUAACACUGGAAUACCAACUCUUCACGUUUUACCAGUAACACUGGAACACCAGCUCUUCACAUGUUUUACCAGUAACACUGGAACACCAACUUUUCACGUGUUUUACCAGUAACACUGAAACACCAACUCUUCAUGUUUUACCAGUAACACUGGAACACCAACUUUUCACGUGUUUUACCAGUAACACUGAAACACCAACUCUUCAUGUUUUACCAGUAACACUGGAACACCAACUCUUCUCGUUUUACUAGUAACACUGGAACACCAACUCCUCAAAUGUUUUAUAACAUAAAUGUUAUACUCUGUUAUGAUGUAGCUUUCCGUAGUGAUUUCUAAGAAUUCAUGUCUGAUGGUCUGGUGAUCUACUAUAAACUGGAUGAGCUAGGUUCCAUAGCAUUUCU